AGUGAUCUUUAGCUGUUCAAUUUAAGUGAAAAUAAUCAAUUUUAUGAGAUAGUUAUUAAAAAACCACCGCAAAAACAAGUACACAAGAAACACGUUUAAUGACUAUAAAUGAGAGAGGGAGGGGGGAAAUCACGACCUAAAUUGAUAAGAUUAUUCUAAAGAACUAAAAUACUUGAUUUCAAGUAAAGGCAAGAUACAAUUGUAACAGUAUCGAUUCCACAAAGUAAGUCAAAUCUUUAAAUCGUUUACCGGAUAGACACUCACGGGAUGGAAAGGCUGACGGUGUUUAGAAUACUCCUCCUAUUUAUCUGUGAUCAUUUCUAUAGCCUGGGUUUCGAAGAAAAUCUACGUUACGAAGUAACCGAAAGAACAGCCAAACGAUUUCUUCGCUCUACACACACCUAUGUUGACUGCAGAGACAAGUUCUGUGGCGAGUUUCGCAGUGAACAUGGUUUGGAUGGCGACUGCUUGACAUAUUUUGCCACUGGAGGACCAAAAGUAAAGAACGAAGGUUGUACAACAUCUGCCUGCCCAAUUGGGACGUCCUGUUAUAUUCCGAGUACACCUGACAUAGCCACGUGUCCAGAUUUAUUCAAGUGUUCAGAAAAUCCAUGUUUGGGCUAUCCCUGCACAGAAGCGUCCGAUUUGUGUUUCCACGAUGGGCCAAAUUCAACACAAAUGUUCAAAUUGCAACACUGGAAAAUCCGACAUUGUCUUCGUCAUAGACUCAUCUGUCAGUGUAGGAAAAUACCUCAACAAAUCCACUGACUUCUUGUUGGGAGUUAUCACUGGUCUAGAGAUCGGAAACACUGCUUUUAGAGUGGCACUGAUGACGUAUUCAUUCGACCUGAACGUCCAGUUUGCUUUUGAUCGCUACACGUCAAAGACAUUACUACUGGGUGCUAUUCACGGCGUGGCAGCUCAGAGUGGAGUUACGUUUACUGCAAAGGCAUUACACGGAGCAGAAGAGUUAUGCAGGAAUUCUUCUAGACAGGAUGUUUACAAAAUUAUAGUUCUAAUAUCCGAUGGACUUUCCACCGACAGAAUAGAUGCUAUUCGUUUUGCGACAAGGUACAGAAAAUCCAAAAUUCUUUUCAUCGUGACUGUCGGGAUAGGGAACAAUAUUGCGCACACUGAGCUAUUGAACAUUGCGUCUGAGACAGAGGUUCCUCUCAUGCUUCCACCCAGCCCAGGCGAUAUGAUCGAUACCAUUCGCAUACUCUCUAUGCACCCUUCUUGCUCGAAGUGCAAAAUAUCUUCAACGACAGAUGUCUUGAUUCUCCUGGAUACAAAAUUGAAACAUCAACUUAGUAUUGAUGUUACCAUGGAAAUCGCGCUUAAACUAAAAGCAAGCGCUAAAGAUACACAAGUAGGCGUGAUAACUUUCUCUAAUGCUACGACUUAUUAUUUGAAUCUCAGCAGUAUUUCUGACAGUGUUAUGGCGUCAAUCCAGUCCGUGUCAGAAUCACAUGCUGAACCACGUGUAUAUUCAGCGUUAGAGUACGUGUCAUCCGAAGGAUUUGCUACUCGCCGUGGCGGAAGACUUAAUUCCAGAAAACUUAUAAUCAUCGUAUCCAGUGGUAACUGGACCAACCUGGCAGAGGUAAAAAAGAAAAUACGAACAUUAAAACAACAAAAUAUCCGGGUAUCCACAGUUAUUAUUGGAGAGUAUUCAGAAUACGAAACAGUCAAACCCCUUUUGGACGACCCUUAUUAUGCAUUCUAUGUCGGAGAUUCAACACAAACUGAAGUUCUUCAAUCCUUUCCGUCACUUGCAACGUACACUAAAUGUGGAAACUGAAAUGAAGAACCAUCAUUGGAAUGUUAAACACCAAUCACUGCGCCAUCUCCACCAUACCAUAUGCACACUUCUUAUACCCCCCCCCCCCCCCCCUUAUAGAGACUCAUUAUCUUAUCUUAUGAAUGAAGAGGUUUUAGAGAAUGGCGGGUUUUUUGUAUUAGAUAUACUUCGUGAAGAUUGAACUACUGACAGCAACUUUAAAACAAUGAUGAAGUCUAAACAACUUGGAACAGAUUAAACAAUGAAAGUGAUAUUGAUUUAAAAGUUUUUCAAAAGGAGCCAACAACAUGGCGACGGAAAUCGCCAUCAAACGGUCAGAGUUAUCAAAUAGAAAAAUUCAAUUAUUCAUCGUUAAAUGCCAACGGGAGAAGCAGUCAAACCGAAUACAUACACUGCUUUCAGAUUAUAGUAACAUAGAAGUGAUAAGGUUUGAGUGAGAUGCUCUUGAGGACCGUAUUACUAGAUUUUUCAUUGUGUAAUGAUUCAUGUGAGGAAAUUGUGUCUUGAAAAACAUUUUACUGAAGGACUCGAUAUAUUGGAUGAGAAACAUUUCACCUUGAUGAGACUAAUUAGUGAAUAUAUUCGCGAGAAGGAAAUGGAGUCAGCAGGGAAACCACAAAAUCGUCCUGCGGUCGUAGUACAUGUUCUCAUCGUUCAUAUCAUUCAUCUCGUAUAUUCAGCAGGGAAAACACAAAAUCGUCCUGCGGUCGUAGUACAUGUUCUAAUCGUUCAUAUCAUUCAUCUCGUACAUUCAGCGUGUUCAUAGGGGAGCUUUGUAAAAUUCAUUGACUUUGAAGAUAAAACUAGUGCUAAUUUAGAAAUAAAUUAAAACUUUGAAAGAACUAGAGAUAGCACUUGUAUGCAAAGUUGGAAGUUCUUUAUUCAUUAGGGGGGGGGGGGGGUCGUCAGUUCUGAAAAUCAUUUAAAAUAUGAUACCAAAAACAUGUUGAUGAAUUCACAAACCAAUAUCUGGAGAUGCAGUCGAUUCCAGCUAAAACUUUAGAAACUUUAAUUCGAAUGUGAACUACUUUACACCACAAACUUUCAUUUCAUCUUGGUCCGUUACAAAUAACUGGAUUUAUCCAUCAAUUCCGUUGAAUGGUACUUCUAUGUUUACUCCGAGUUCCUGGACAAUGCUUCUACACUACUAAGUCCUGUGGUUAUUUAAAUUCCUCACAUAGUUUCAUUUGUUCCAACAUUUGGAUCUGUUACGUCAAGUUCUGAACCAGUUCCGACCUCUUUAAGGUAUCACACCGGUAAUUGACCAAUCGAAAUGAACUUAGUCAAUUGUAGUUCCAUACAUUUAAAAGAAAUGGUUUUUUUUAUUCGUGCGCGAUUUUUUUUAAUUUCCCCUUAUUUGUUUUUCUUAAAUUUUGUACACAUGAUUAGGAAAUUUUAUCUAAUUUGUAGAAAUAAUCACUUGCGUACAAGGGAACUAUUUGCUGUAGGUUGAUUAGACGCACACAGGUUGUUUACAAGCACAUGGAAAACACGUGGAUUUGGGGGUGGUCCUGUUUGUGGACAAAAAAAUUGAGAAAAUGCCGCGUAGGGUAUAAUUUUUCUGAUGUUGGCAGACGAGACAGGUAACAUAUAACAAUCCUUGCUGAAUUAUUGGACACGAAUUUGAUAAACUGAUUUUUAAUUUUAAAAAAAAAUCCUUCAUAGGAACAUAUAGUGAAAAUAAUUACCGGUAUGAAGGCCUACAUCACAACGUUUCAUACAUUCAUCAAAUCUGAACUUAGCUACAGUUUCUUACAUAAUCAUACUUAUUAUGAGAUAAUAUACUGCAGAUGAAUGAUAAUGAUUGAAUUCCUGAAAAAUGUUAUGCAUUAAUGAAAGACUACGAUAAUUAAAAAUCACUUUUAUCGUAAUUAUUGAAGAUAAAGCACCGGGAAACAAAAUUAUGACUAUAUUUAAAGUUCCGGGUACAGUGGGUGAAGAAAUGUGGUCUUAUGAACAGAAUAAUUACUGCUAUUCGAAAAUAAUAAACAGAAAUUGUUCUUAUGAACAGAAUAAUUACUACUAUUCGAAAAUAAUAAACAGAAAUUUUCGUAACCAGAACCCACUUUAUGGCCAAAAUUGACGUUUCGGGUACAAUC
Ostrea edulis (European flat oyster) is the source of this 3900-nucleotide messenger RNA. Its product is annotated as collagen alpha-5(VI) chain-like. Lineage: Eukaryota; Metazoa; Mollusca; Bivalvia; Ostreida; Ostreidae. The record is from RefSeq and is a predicted model, not a curated record. The transcript is spliced from 8 exons. Bases 659 to 1801 code for a protein of 380 amino acids.